CUCAAACUUUGUUAUCUGACUUGGGUGGGCAAACACAACACUCUUCUUCUCAAGCUUGACUCCAUCCAACUUGCCUCCUUCCUCUUGAUAUAUAUACAACAUAUACUGCCCCUUGUCCUCCCAUCCACCCUUCCGUACAGGCACAUAUCUCGCCGGCGUAUUUUCGAAUAUCCCAAAUGGCUUCUUGGGCGUUCGUGACCGUGUUGACCUCGGACUCUUACCUUCCGGGGGCUUUGGUCACCGCACGUUCCAUCAAAGAUGUGGAGAAAGCGUCAACCCGCCAGUUCGAUUUGGUUUGCGUGGUAACUCUGGACUCGGUCAGCGUACAAUCUAUCAAAGCCUUGAGACAAAUGUACGAUUUGGUUAUCAGCGCCGAAGUAAUCCGCUCGGGGCACUCUGAGCAUGAACUGAAUCUUUUGGGGCGGCAAGACUUGUCAUCUACAAUCACGAAAAUUCACAUUUGGAGACUCACUCAAUACGAAAAAGUGAUUUAUGUUGAUUCAGACACGCUCUUGCUGAGACCCCUGUCGCAUCUGUUUGAGCUUGCAUCGCCGUUCUCAGCUUGCGCAGAUAUCGGUUGGCCCGAUUGCUUCAACUCAGGUCUCAUGGUAAUCAAGCCCAGCAACGAAACGUUUGAAAAGAUUUUUCAGCAUUUUCUGACACAUGGGAGCUGGGAUGGGGGUGAUCAAGGCCUUCUCAAUGAUUACUUUGCCCAAUCAUCUGGGGAGCUAUCUCCAGCAGGAUCAGACGGCCAAUCACAGGGCUGGAAUCGUCUGAGCUUUGUCUACAAUGUUACUCCUUCGACUUAUUACACUUAUGCGCCAGCAUAUAAACGCUAUGGCGAUAAAAUAUCUAUGAUACACUUCAUCGGCAGUGACAAACCUUGGCAUCUCAUCAACCGACGGAGAUAUCGAAACGCAUACGCACCAAAUCAGAAUUCUGAAUCCCUUAACGCCGUUGAUUAUGACAGCUUAGUCGAUCAUUGGUUGGACGUUUAUGAGACAGUCGUUGGGCCGAUCGAACCCUUGGAAUGGUCGUCGUUUCAGCCUGAGUUCAAUGUUCCCAAGUACCUCUCAGAAUGGGAUUCGACACAGCCGAGUGCCUACAAGCCCCCGAGUCUCGAUGAGUUGAAAGAAACAUUCAGUAGGAGGCGAGCUGUCAUCGGGCCGCAAUCUUUUGGCAUGAAAGCUCCUAAUGAUGAGGGUGGCUACAUGACCUUGCCCUUUCUUGACCUGUCUCGCCUGGCCCGAGAAUAUAUUUUGGCCAGAGACAAAGCUACAACUGCUUUGGAUUCCACACGAGACUCGCGAUCGGUACCUCCGGAGUCGAAUCAUCUGCAAGAAAGACGAGAUCAUCUUCAUCAGGUUUGGGACCCUUCGCGAUCGUCCCCGCCACCUAGCGGAGGAUAUCAGAUGAACGAGCCAAUCACCAAACAUUACGAGGCUGUUUGGGACAAACCGUUUAGCGAACAAUCCCGCAGCUUUUUCCAGCCGCCGACUACGACUCAUUCGAUCCCUCAUAUCACGCAUCAGGAUUACAGCCAAUUCUCGAGGCCACCCCAACCUAACGCGGUUCAAGCUGUAUUUCCAUGGGAGGAGAACGCACGACAUCAUGCGGGCCGAGUCUUUCCGAGUGGAGAAAGUCGAACCUCGACUUCCGGUUCAUCACACCAUCAAGAUCAUAACCACUCUGAAGCCAAUGCGAAUAUGGUCAAUCAGGCUAGUUUGAGUCAGAUCUAUCGAAACGCGUGGGAUGAUGAUCCGAUGAUUGGACGCUGGGCUAAAGCAAGAAGUGUUUCGGGGUCGAAUAAAAGCCCGAGCCCAGGAUGGGCAAAAUCUGAAAAAACCAAGGCAGCAUUAGUUCAAACACCUCGUCUAGAGAUCAGAGGUUUUGACUUUGAUCGACGGGGAACGGAAGGCAAGAAAGCAGGCAGGGAAACGUCCGAUGUGGGUAGAAUUCCCACUUUUGAUCACUCUCAUCAACAUCAACAUCAUCCAUCAAGACAAAUAACAUUUUCGUCAUCAUUAUACCGACCGAGAAGUGACUCUGAGGGUAGCAGUCAAGAUGCAGACGAAGAAGAUGUCGGAGAGGAUGAAGAUCAAAGUAGUGAUGUUCGGGCCUUAACUGAAGGAACGAGUAGCGAAUUAACAUCAACAACCCCACCCGAAAAAUCAAAGGCUUCAGAUCAAAUUUCGGGCACAUUAGAAGCAACUGAGAACCCGGAAGUUAACAAGACUGGCUCGUUUCCUUCGACUUUCCGACUUCCCACAAAUCGCUCUAUGAUCAUCGGCGUCCCAGUUCAAAUGUUAAAAACAUCCUCCUCAUCCAGUAAUAGUAGUGCUCACAGUUGGGAAGGCGAUAACAACAAGAAUCUUGCCAGGAGAACUACCAGUCUCAUGGGUUGAGAUUCGAUUCAGUGUACAAUGCGUUGAAGGUCUCAGUAUGGUCUCAAAGUAACGCAGAUUACCGAUGAGGCCUAUCCGCUCCUUCAAAAUGUCGUCAGUUCUCGUUCACAUUAAUGUGCGUAUGCAUAACUAAGAGAUAAAAGAAAAAAAAAAGAAAAAAAAAGUUGAUUCAAUGUGUACUAUGUAUUUUGUAAUCGUGAACUCCCUAUACAUAAUUUCGCAAUCAUUAGUUCCAUCCUCUAAAAGUGUAAAAUUACUUCUCUCAACAACAUGUUAUAAUAUCGUUGAUGACUAUAAUCCCAUGGUGAUUUCAGACUUUGAUUGCCUUCCUUCUAUCCCUAAUUCCAACCGUUUAAUGUUCUCAGAAACAAGUUUUUUGGCUUGAAGUU
Messenger RNA from Puccinia graminis f. sp. tritici CRL 75-36-700-3, 2794 nucleotides. RefSeq lists its product as uncharacterized. The record is from RefSeq and is a predicted model, not a curated record. Gene Ontology annotation, molecular function: glycosyltransferase activity. Gene Ontology annotation, cellular component: cytoplasm. The transcript has 4 exons. NCBI's taxonomy places the organism in Eukaryota, Fungi, Basidiomycota, Pucciniomycetes, Pucciniales, Pucciniaceae. The coding region runs from base 177 to 2405 and encodes 742 amino acids.